This is a messenger RNA of Cryptomeria japonica (Japanese cedar), 1889 nucleotides long. Its product is annotated as protein TRIGALACTOSYLDIACYLGLYCEROL 4, chloroplastic. Bases 286 to 1716 code for a protein of 476 amino acids. Gene Ontology annotation, biological process: ER to chloroplast lipid transport; acylglycerol transport. The record is from RefSeq and is a predicted model, not a curated record. The transcript is spliced from 5 exons. NCBI's taxonomy places the organism in Eukaryota, Viridiplantae, Streptophyta, Pinopsida, Cupressales, Cupressaceae. Gene Ontology annotation, molecular function: phosphatidic acid binding. Gene Ontology annotation, cellular component: chloroplast envelope.
AAUGGUUCAGGUUGGUUUAGGACACAGCUCUCUUGUUAAGCCCGCGUCUAAUUGGAAACAAGCAACAUUCUUCAAACAUUUCUAGAGACGGAGGUAUUGCUUCGUAAUGUAGGUAUAGGAUUAGAUAUUAUAUAAUUUUAUGUUGCUGAAGGAGGUGAUAGUAAAAUUGCGAAGGCGGUGCUGUGUUGAUCGAUCUGACUGCAAAUGUGCCCGUUGGAGACAGAGGGUUACGGCAACUAGUACGAUUAAUAGUAGCGAGAGGGUAGUGUAAUAAUAAUUACAAAAAUGGGGAAAACUCAUGCUCUGAUGGAUGCCCAUUUCUGGGACACGGAGAUUGCAUCCCCCGCCUCAAUGAAUGGAGUGGUAGGGACGCUGCCUGACGAGGGUGCUGCGCCUCUCUCUCUUACACAGUCAUCCAAGCUCUCCAGACCUCGUCAAGUAAUGUUCAUGCAUCGCUUUCUUCAUCUCCCACUUUUGCCCUCCUACUCUCCCACUCAAGGUGGACUCGUAUUUGAUCGAGCAGUUGUCUCUUUUCAAGGCUCCAACUGGUGGACUACUCUUACAGGUCAAUUUCGUAUUCAGAAAUUUCUCUCAGGUCGAAAAUACAAGGCAUCAGAAAAUGUUCAGAAAUCUGCAGGUUCAAAAAUAAGUAAUCUGUUUGGAGGCCUCUGGGAUCCGUUGCUUUAUGCCCAUGGAAUCGCUUCUCGAGUCGUAUUUGGUGAGCAUACUUCUUUGACUGCAAGUUCAGAGCUGUCUUCUAACGAUAAGGACUGUCGUGCAAGAGCCAUCCUUCAUCAUAAGCUCCCGCAACAUGAUUUAUCCUUGGAAACUUCUUGGCAUGGACGGUUUGUUCAAACACAAGGCUCUUCUUGGAACGCUCCUCUGUCAAUAUCACUAGAUUUGACAUCACUUGAAUCUGAUUCGGGUCUGAGAUAUCGCAUUGGAAUUCGUCACAAUUCUGGACUUCCUCAGGAGUGUGAUAAUGGAAACAGUACAGAAAUUCCUUGGGUUGUGUCACCUGGUUUAUCUGCCAAAGCUGCAAUUUCCUUUGAGAAGCAUGCAAAGAUCUGGAAAGAUCAAAGUGGCCCAAGACUGCGCCAAAAGCCUUAUAAUUUGUUUCUUUCCCAGCCUCAUGUCACAGUAUCGACAAUCAUUGGGAGUACAUUGAAUGCUAUAAAAACAGGUAACACUUCGAGUGCUAAAUUGAAAAUGCUACCAGUGGAAACCCAAUCAAACGAAGAUGGGUCAUCCAGUUCUUCCUUACAAGCAAAGGUUCAGAGAUCUCCCUUUUCAGCUGACUUAUUUGCAUCCUUAGGAUGUGCAGCCCAAUUAGGAAGAUUUCAAAAGCCUUUGCUAGAUCUUACAAGAUUAGAGGCUCGAUUAGACAUUGGUACAGCAUCAGCAUUUGCCACAGGUGCCACCUGGUUGCGUCAUAAAUAUUACAGGUCAGCGUUAUUAGAUGUACAGGAUAGAGAAGAAGUGUCGCACCCUUCACUUGCCAUUAUGAUGCAACAGCAGAUUGCAGGGCCAUUGUCUGCAAGAAUUGACUCUAGAUAUUCCUUAGAUUUCUCAUCUUCCAAAUGCGGUCUCCAUGUUAAGGAGAUUGUUUAUGGCUUGGAUUUUUCCUUGAAAGUACUAACUGCUGCAAAGGUUCUUGCCUGGUAUUCACCAACAAGGAAGGAAGCUAUGGUAGAAUUGCGUUUACUUGACAGAUAACAGAGGAAACCAAUGAAAUAAUAAAAUUCACUGACAUCAAGGGAUGUAUCAUCAAAUUCUCAUCACAUGCUCCAAUUAGAAACAUGUAAAUACUCUGAUAUAUCUAGAUAAUGCACAUAAUUAUCCAUUCGAUGUAUUAACCUUAAUUUCAAUAUCUUAUUCUUUUUCCUCUA